CUGGAUUAAAAAUAAUCAUUCCAGGCCUGUUAUUAUUAAAAAAGGAAGAGCGAAGGAGAAAUCUCAAGUAAAAAACAUUCAAAACGAAGAAUGUGAUAAUGCAACUCAUGAGGAGCAAGAAGCAAGUGGAAGUGGAUGUGUCUGCGAAUACGGUCCGAAUCAUUUUCAAAACCAUCGCAUAGCUUCUCGAUCAUUAGAAAUUGUAAAGUAUUUCGUUGAAAAUUGUGGUGCCGAUAUACAUUGUAAAGAUGAGUUGGGCAAAACUGCUUUACAUCAUGCUGUUCAUAUUGGUGCAAUAAACAUUGUCAAAUAUUUAGUUGAACAACAUGACGCUGAUUUAAAUAUCAAGAAUGAAAGGGGGUGGACAGUGUUGCAUAUUGCUGUUACUGAAGGUACGCUAGAAAUGGUAAAAUACCUUGUUGAGAAAGGCGCUGAUGUAAAUGGCAAGGAUACUGACGGGUGUACUGCGCUGCGCAGUGCUGUAACUGAAGGUAAGCAAGAAAUGGUAAAUUAUCUUGUUGAGAAUCACGCCGAUAUAAAUAACAAGGAUACUAACGGAUGGACAGUCCUGCACUAUGCUGUUAGUGAAGGUACGCUAGGAAUGGUGAAAUAUCUUGUUGAUCAUAGCGCUGAUGUUAAUGGAAAGAGUGCCCAAGGGUGGACAGUUAUGCACUAUGCGGUUACAGAAGGUACACUGGAAAUGGUAAAGUAUCUUGUUAAACAUCACGCUGAUAUAAAUGGUAAAAAUAAUAAUGGAUGUACAGUGCUUAACAGCGCUGUUAACGAAGGUAAGGUUGAAAUGGUGAAAUAUCUCGUUGAACUGGACUCUAAUGAAGAGAGCAAGAGGAUUGACGUAACUACCUCCCUCGAAGCUGCAGUUAGAGGUGGAUUACUCGACAUUGUCAAAUAUCUAGUUGAGAAGGGUGCUGAUGUAAAUGGAAAGGUUGCUGGUGGAUUUUCUGUCUUGCAUGCUGCUUUCAAUGCUGAUGAAUUAAAAGUUGUCAAAUAUUUAGUUGAACAGGGUGCUGACAUAACUCUGAAAACUGAAAUCGACUUUCAUACUCUUGGCAUUAAGAUCCUACGGAGGGCUGUGGAAAAAAAUUCAGUUGAUUUGGUCAAUAUUUUGUUGGAAAAGAACAUCGAUGUGUGGAGAGCUGGAACACUUGAGCUGCAUGAAAGACAAAUGAGUCUUCUUGAGUGGAGUAAUCACUUUCGUUACGCUGAGAUUGCAACUAUCCUCGAAAAGUCUGCAAAACAUCGUGUAAAAAUUCAGAUGUUGAAAACAAAGAAUUGUAACCAGUUAGACAAGAUUGAAAUACCGAUGCAAGCGUUUGACGCAAAAAAAGAAUUCAAAAUUGGCGAUGGUGGUUAUUCUAAUGUCUAUGUUGGUCUCAUGAAAGAUGGAAGUGAAGUUGCUGUAAAGAGAAUUUGGGUGCAAAUGAAAUAUCGACAUUUUCACCGUGACGUUACCUUCAUGUAUCUUAUUGUUGAUCUUUGCGAAGAAACCUUGAGGGAACUUGUUGACGCAUGCAGUAUUGCACAUCUACAAGAACAUGGGCCACGAAUGAUUAGGGAAAUUCUAUCAGGACUUGAAUUUCUUCAUGGUAAAGGAAUAUUGCACAGAGAUUUAAAACCAUCAAACGUCCUGGUUGAUAUCGAAGGACGCAUGAAAUUAGCGGACUUUGGAAUAAGCCGCGUUUUAAAUGACGAUGAAACGACAGUUCGAACCUUUGUUAAAGGUACUCUCGGAUGGAUGCCACCGGAAGUAAUCAAGGCAAUAGACAAAAACGAAAAGGGUCCUUUCAAAAGGAAAUCAGAUGUCCAUGUCGCAGGUAUGAUUGCUUUCUUCAUCUUAACUAAAGGUGAACACCCUUUUGGUUCCAAGUUAGAUCGGAUGAGAAAUAUCUUAGACGGAAAAACUGUCAAUUUCGAUAAACUUGGUCCUGGUAGAGCUGGAAGCUUUGUGUCGUGGCUGAUUAAUCACGAAAUUGAUGAUAGACCUUAUGCACACGAAGCACUAGAAUGUUCUUUUUUAAAUCAAAACAGACCAAAUGAGGAUCAGCGGUCAGUAAGGGCUUCUUGCGUAGAGAGAGUUUUUGCAUUCUGAACCUUUGCGCAAACAAAAAGAAUUUUGUGGACUUAGGCAUCUCAUACAUAUUCCUUAAUAUGCACUUAGGCAUCUCAUAUUCCGUAAUAAUUAAGUAAUAAACGUUUUGGUGAAAAAAUAAUGAAUUUCGGAAUGAAUUUAACGGAAUUUCAAUGCCAGAUUUGAUAUAACAGGGCUAAUAACGAGAAUCUAGUACAACUUUUUGAACUUUUUGUCGCUUCGGCAACUUCUUUGUCACUGAUAAACAACAAUUGAGUCAUCGACAUCUUUGAUAAAGAAAUAUUAACGUGUAUUGCCAAACAUACAGUGCAAGAAAAAUUUAAUUCGGCUGGUGUGAAUAAACGAGGAAACAAAGAAAUCAGCUAUCUUCGAAGAUUGCUUGAAUUUGUUCCCUUUCUUUGGUUGUUUCCUUCAUAGCCCAAGUUAUACAUUAUCAAUCUAAAGGAUGAACCAGGUUAUUUUUCACAACUUUAAUUGAUUCUAGGCUUAAGCUUAGUCUGCUCCCAUAAACUAGCUGCAUAGCAAAGAAAUAUACACGUAAUGUCUCUUGGAUACUAAAGGUGCUAAUAAUUUUUAGGGCUUCCAAUUUGUAAAGAGUGUUCGUAUAACGCUAAGAAAACGUUAGCAGAUAUCGAUCGUAAGAAAUGUUCGCACUUGUCUAAUUUAGAUACCUCAGCAGUAGAAUUACAUUGCAAGUUGCAUGCAAGGAAAGCUGCAAAGUGAAACACUACCUUCACUUGUUUUAUGACGUUUUAAUAUUGUAAUCUGUAUUAAAUUUACGUAAUAUAAUAAAAAAUUAGGAGCCUUUAUAUAAAAUGACUUCAUAACUAUAAGCCUUCUGAAUUCUGAUGGAAUAUGCAUCCAAAGAAGAAUUUGCAGUUGCAAAUGUCACACACAUGCAACUGCAACAAAACCAGUUGCCACGUUGGAGCAACGCUGGUUUAAAAGCCACGCGCGUUUUUUAGAUUUUGUCCUUUUAUAGGAAAGCAACUUAAACCGAUUUUACAGGACGAAUUAUAUUUUUUUUCCUUUUCUCCUUUUCCUAUUCUACUAAGAAAGUUCUCCUGAGUAAAAUAAAUCAGAGUUGUAUGAAUUUUAUGUCACCAUAGUCACGAAAUACGAACCCAUCAUACAAACCCAUGCAAACAUGGGAAAUUGACGAUUUUACACCACCAAAAGCACAAUUUGGGGGUGUUAAAAUAGCACAUUCAAAAUAACAGUGUAUUAA
Dendronephthya gigantea is the source of this 3335-nucleotide messenger RNA. Its product is annotated as 2-5A-dependent ribonuclease-like. Gene Ontology annotation, biological process: protein phosphorylation. Lineage: Eukaryota; Metazoa; Cnidaria; Anthozoa; Malacalcyonacea; Nephtheidae. Bases 404 to 2107 code for a protein of 567 amino acids. The transcript is spliced from 4 exons. Gene Ontology annotation, molecular function: ATP binding; protein binding; protein kinase activity. The record is from RefSeq and is a predicted model, not a curated record.